GCGGGAGCUCGCCUUUCUUUUUCUCCUGGGCAAGGCAAGCGAGCGGGCGGUGUGCAGCCAACAUGGGCAGGACAGUGACCCUGGCCACGUGCGCCCUGAAUCAGUGGGCGCUGGAUUUUGAGGGCAACCUGGAGAGGAUUUUAAAAAGUAUUGAAAUUGCUAAACAAAAAGGAGCAAGAUAUCGACUUGGCCCAGAACUGGAAAUUUGUGGUUAUGGCUGUUCAGAUCAUUACUAUGAAUCCGACACACUCUUGCAUUCAUUUCAAGUUUUGGCUAAGCUUCUGGAAUCUCCUGAUACUCAGGACAUAAUAUGCGAUAUUGGGAUGCCUGUUAUGCACCGGAAUGUUCGUUACAAUUGUAGAGUAAUUUUUCUAAACAAGAAACUUCUUCUGAUACGGCCAAAGAUAGCGUUGGCAAAUUCAGGAAACUACCGGGAAAUGAGAUGGUUCACUCCUUGGAAUAGAUCACGGCAUGUAGAAGAAUAUUUUCUUCCAAGAAUGAUACAAGAGAUUACAGCUCAGGAAAGUGUUCCAUUUGGUGAUGCGGUACUAGCAACUUUAGAUACUUGCAUAGGGACUGAAAUCUGUGAAGAAUUAUGGAUACCAACCAGCCCUCACAUUGAAAUGGGAAUUGAUGGAGUGGAAAUCUUCACAAAUUCCUCUGCAAGUCACCAUGUGUUAAGAAAAGCGCACACUCGAGUGGAUUUGGUAAAUUCUGCAACAGCAAAGAAUGGAGGGAUCUACGUCUUGGCAAACCAGAAAGGCUGUGAUGGUGAUCGCUUGUAUUAUGAUGGGUGUGCCAUGAUAUCUAUGAAUGGUGACACUGUUGCUCAAGGACUUCAGUUUUCACUGGAUGACAUAGAAGUCCUUGUUGCCUCUUUGGAUUUAGAAGAUGUCAGAAGUUAUAGAGCAGAAAUAUCGUCCCGAAACCUAGCAGCAAGCAAAGCGACUCCUUACCCUAGAAUAAAAGUAAACUUUGCGUUGUCCAGUUCUGAUGAUAUAUGCAUACCUACAAGUGAACCAAUCCAGUGGAAGUAUCAUAGUCCUGAGGAAGAGAUCAGCCUAGGUCCUGCAUGUUGGCUUUGGGACUAUUUAAGGUGUAGUAAACAGGGAGGAUUUUUCUUGCCACUUAGUGGUGGUGUGGACAGUUCUGCUGCAGCCUGCCUUGUCUAUUCCAUGUGUCGUCAGAUUUGUUACGCAGUAAAAAAUGGAAAUCAGACUGUUUUGGAUGAUGUGCGUAGAAUUGUAAAUGAUGAUAUCUAUAUCCCAAAGGAACCCCAGGAACUGUGUGGACGCCUUUUAACAACUUGCUACAUGGCUAGUAAGAAUUCUUCACAGGAUACUUACAACAGAGCCAAGUCUUUGGCUAAAGAAAUAGGCAGCUAUCAUAUCAACGUAAGUAUAGAUGGAGCAGUAAAGGCCAUUUUGGGGAUUUUCAGUGCUGUGAUGGGACGAUUUCCUCAGUAUCAAGUGCAUGGAGGAAGCCCGAGGGAAAACCUGGCUCUACAGAAUGUGCAGGCCAGAAUAAGAAUGGUACUCGGCUACCUGUUUGCCCAGCUGUGUCUGUGGGCUCGUGGAAUGCCUGGUGGAUUGUUAGUGCUUGGAACAGCUAAUGUGGAUGAAAGCCUUCGAGGAUAUUUCACAAAAUAUGACUGUUCCAGUGGUGACAUCAACCCUAUUGGUGGAAUUAGCAAAACAGAUCUGAAAAGCUUUAUCCAAUACUGCAUUGAGAAUUUUCAGCUAACAUCCCUUGAAAGUAUUAUAUCUGCACCAGCAACAGCAGAGUUGGAGCCACUGCAGAAAGGAAACGUUACUCAAGUAGAUGAGGCAGACAUGGGUAUGACGUACGCUGAACUCUCAGUCUAUGGUAAACUAAGGAAGAUAGCUAAGGCUGGACCUUACACCAUGUUCUGUAAACUGGUCACAAUGUGGAAAGAAAUAUGUUCUCCAAGCGAGGUGGCAUCAAAAGUUAAGCAUUUCUUCCAAAUGUAUUCAGUCAACCGACAUAAAAUGACUACCCUUACUCCUUCCUAUCACGCUGCCAACUAUAGUCCUGAUGACAAUCGCUUUGAUCUGAGACCUUUCCUUUACAAUUCUGCUUGGUCCUGGCAGUUCAGGUGUAUAGAUGAACAGGUUUCUAAACUAGAAAGUAAGAAAGUGAUGGACUUGAACCUUCAGAUCAAAGACUUCAUUUGAACUCUCUGUCUUGCUGCUUGGGAAAAUUGAAUAAUAUGAAGAUCAAAGAAUGAGGAUUAUUUAAAUAUUAAUAGUUCUUUUUAAAUAAUCAAUACAAAUGUUACAAUUUUUACAUUUUAAAACUAAAGAUGUUAAUCCAGAACUUUUUGAAUAGACAUCAUAUGUUAUGUUUUGUCUUAAACUGGGAUUCUAGAAACUGUAUUCAUAUAAAAUCUGAAGAAAAGCUGUUUUCUUGUCACACAUCUUCUAAAAUCUGUAAUCCAACAAAGUAGGAUUUCAGCUGUACUUCAUAUUGGUUAUAUUCUGUGCUACGUAAGGAUUCUUGCAUUUACACGGUGAGAGUUUUCCUUGCUGUCUCUAUUUAUUCCUCAAAUUGCCUAAUAGUUAAGAGCAAAUCUGGGAAGUGCUACAGAGAGGGAAAAUCCAAUUUGUUCCACACUGGCAGAUGAAUUCAAUGCAUGAACAGCCAUGUAUGUUAAUAGAUACAAGUUGGUUAGACAAUAUUAUUGUCAGCUGUCCCAUAACUUUGAUUAGUAUAUGUUCAUAGGCAAAUGAGCAUAAACUAAUUUUUUAACAGAUAAAUGCAAAUAAUUAUGGAGUCAGCACACUGGAGUUUGUCAAACAACAUGGUCAGCUGCUGAAAAUCUAGUUGGUAUAUGUAUUCAAAAGUAGAUCCCACUGAGACUUUCUACUUGAUAAGUAUGCAUUGGAUUGCAGUCUAAAUUAUGUAAAUGUAUUAUAUUGCUCCAGUUGUAUGGUGGCAAUUUUAAGAACAUGAUUAUUAGGCGGGUUGGAGGUUUUAGAUGAAACAGCAUGUGGAAAACUUUGAAGCUGUCGGAAUAAAUCAGAAUAAUUAAUAUGACUGACACCAGUCAUAGCAGCUCAACUUUUUGUUUGGGAAAAUAUCUGCCCUCUAACGAACAGACUGCAUACAAUCUUCUUUUCUAUCUAGUCUAGUCUAGUCUAGUCUAGUCUAGUCUAGUCUAGUCUAGUCUAGUCUAGUCUAUAUUACUAUA
Molecule: messenger RNA, 3211 nt
Organism: Python bivittatus (Burmese python)
Lineage: Eukaryota; Metazoa; Chordata; Lepidosauria; Squamata; Pythonidae
Gene: NADSYN1
Product: NAD synthetase 1
Biological process (GO): NAD+ biosynthetic process
Cellular component (GO): cytoplasm
Molecular function (GO): glutaminase activity; NAD+ synthase (glutamine-hydrolyzing) activity; ATP binding
Source: RefSeq, a predicted model, not a curated record